AGUCGGUCUCGAAUCGCCGUCGCGUAUCCACGUGCCAUCCGGAACCUUUCUAUUCAUCUCCCGACACGGAAAAGUUACUAGUGUUAUUAGAGUUGUGUAUCUGUACGGUGUUGAUAUGUGACUGAGCCGUCGUUAUGGUGAGGACGCGAAGCACCAGUGGCGGCGUGCCCGAGACCUGAUCAGAAGAACUGAAAAGUGACAAAUGAUGUGCGAAAAUGUUUACGACGAGACAAACACUUCAUGUGCCGAUGAAAAAAUAACGCGGGUGAGAAGUGACGUUAACAGUUAAGGCGAUGUGCUGGUGAGAUUCGACCACGACGUCGAACAGUACCGAGUGGGGGGCGCUGGCGACCGCGGCCAGCGAUGGUAUGGACUUUGCACUCGGGAAUGAUAGCGCGUGGGGGUGGAACGAGACCGAGGAGAGGGCGACACCGGACCUGUACAACUACUGGGCGUGGAGCAUCAUUGACGGCGCGCUCAUGGUACUCAUCGUGAGCGGCAACACGCUCACCAUCCUCGCGGUUACGCUGAGCAGGCGGCUUUCCUCGCUCGUCUCCAAUCAGUUCGUCCUCAACCUGGCCAUAUCAGACUUGAUGGUGGGCCUCACCCUGCCCUACCAUCUCGUUUUCUAUUUAGACAGUGAAUUCGGAAGAAUAAAGUGGUCUUGCCUCAUGCGAUUCAUACUAAUAAUAUUAGCAUGUCUGGCGUCUAUUUACAACAUUAUAGCCAUAGCUGUAGACAGGUACAUAGCGAUAGUGCACCCGCUGCACUACAGCCGUUAUAUGACUAAGGUGGUGACUCGAGUCCUGAUGAGUACCACGUGGUCGGUGGCCGUCUGCAUCAGCUGCAUACCAAUAUUCUGGAACGAUUGGUACGAUGGCAUCCCAUGCGAGAUGAAUAUGGUGGUGCCUAAAAGAUACACGACUAGUAUCCUAGCACCGAUGUUCUCGCUCAUCUGGAUGGUGAUGUUCAUCCUGUACUGGCGGAUAUGGCGCGAGGCCACAUGCCACGCGCGCCGCAUGCGUGCCAACACCUGCUGCCCAACCGGCGGUAAUGACUGGAAGAGCAUACAGGUGGUGUUACUAGUGCUCGGUUCGUUCUCAAUAUGCUGGAUGCCGUUCGUAGUGGUGGGGUGCGCGCAAACUCUACCCAUGCGACCUCUCCACAACCCUAUCGCCUACCGCGUCACCUCAUCUCUCGCCAUGUCGAAUUCGGGCAUCAACCCCCUCAUCUAUGCCUGGAAGAACGCCGGCUUUCGUGCCGCCUUUGCAAAACUACUUCGGUGUAAAAGACCAGAUACGUCAGAAUAUAGAGGUUCACCUGCGCCAGAGAGGAAAAGAGGGUCGGUGGCUCUCCGUGAAGGCUCCAUCACUAGAUCCAGCGCCCCGAGCGCUCUGUCCAGCCUCGGUGGACGUCCUGCCAGGAUGUUGUACGUGGAACGUGAAUCGGAUACUUUCAGAUGCCGCAUAAUAGAGAACGCCGGCUUCGUGGACGCGGAAAGUGGUGAUUCCAACCCAUCGUACGCUCCCGACGGUCCCACGCCGGUCCAUCGACCCCCCCGACCGGAUGCAGUGUAAAUUUUAACGACAAGACGUUUUGUGGGAAACGUGAAACGCUUUUAGCAUUUAAAAUUUUUAGUGACUAGUAGUACCCCUCGCGUUUAGGUACCUGUUACGAAUUACGCUCAAAUUUUUAAAGCUUAAUUGUUGAAUUAUUAUAGACAGAUUUUAAUUAGUUUCCGGCGUAAUAAAAAAAUUAAUAUAAAAGAGAUUACCUAUCUGUCAAAUAAAUCGUGAUGUUUAAAAAAUAUUAAUAACUAAAAUGUUCUAUGUAAUAUAAUAUGUCUAAUAUG
This is a messenger RNA of Diatraea saccharalis (sugarcane borer), 1852 nucleotides long. The record is from the annotation of a GenBank genome assembly. NCBI's taxonomy places the organism in Eukaryota, Metazoa, Arthropoda, Insecta, Lepidoptera, Crambidae.